AUGUUGUCUGAUAAUAAGUCACCCAUUGUUGGGAUGUUUUUAUCCCAGUUUGAUAUGAAGAAAGGGAAUAUCAUAAUAUGGCAAGAGAAUUGUAAUAAUUUUAAAAACCUUGAAUUUAAAGCUCUACCGUCAGGAAUCCAUGAAUCGAACGAUGAUGUGGUAAAUUUUAUGGUUGUAGACGAAAAUCACCCAACUAAACUUUAUCAUGGGAUUAGUUACUUUCGCCAAAAUAGUUUUGAUCAGGACAUCAGAGAAAAUGGUCAGGUUGAUAGGAGUCAAGUGAAAAUGUAUUCAUUAGGUCUGAUCAUAGAGACAGAUGUGAUUGAAAUUGAUAAUUAUGUUGCAGAUUUGGAACAACUAUUAACCAACUGGCUAGCAACCAAUAAUUUUAACAAUUUUGAUAUGUUUUCUCAUUAUUAUACUAAUCGCCAUACACAAACAUCUGAUCAAUUGAAAACAAAGAAAAUGAUUGAGUACCUCCCCUUUUGGAUGACGAAAUUAGGUCCUUUAAUAUUCACUGUAUGGAAGACUUGUCUUUUAAAUAAAAGAAUUAUUAUCUUAAAUCCAGCGGGUGGUUCAUUCGAUAUGUGUAAUUCGUUGGCAUUAUGUAUUUCAAAAUUAUCAGACUCGUGUUCUGCCACAAAUGACCUUACUCCUCAAGAAUUACUUUACACGAUAGGAACUAUUGACCUCGACAAUUUGAAGAAUAAUAAUAAAGGCUAUAUUGCCUGCACCAGUGAUGAGGUACUUAUAUACAGAGAGGAAAUAUAUGAUAUUGUUAUAAGAUUACCAGCUAUAGGAUCUCUAGAAGAUAUGAUUGAACCAGGUUCUCCAAUCUCAAUUCAAGAUAAUAAAGGGAAUGAACUUAGAGCUACACCUCACGAUUUGGAGACAUUCACAUUCUUCUUUGGUGGAUUGAUUGAGGAUACCCUUAUGUCUACACAGAUACAUACUCAGACGGAACCACUCUCGUGGUUGCAAUUCCUUAUCGAUAAUUUCUAUUUUUGGUUAACAGCAGGAACUAUUAAACCAGGUUAUUAUCAAGACCUACUAUCGAUAGGUAGUCCAAUUGAACCAAAUGGGAUAAAUCAUAUUCUUGAAUAUUUUGCCGAAAAGACAAAAUUAUUGUAUAAGAAUUUAGAAUUACUCUUGUCGACUGGUGAACACAUUCUCUCACCUUCUGAUCUUCUUCAAUUGGAACUAGACUGUUUCAGUUAUCAAGAUUAUCAUUUUGUAGAGUUUUUGGCAUUAAGAUGGUUCCAAAAAUCAAUAACAGUAAGAGCUUCAACCUAUUGGCGUUUGUUAUAA
Messenger RNA from Maudiozyma saulgeensis, 1308 nucleotides. The record is from the annotation of a GenBank genome assembly. Lineage: Eukaryota; Fungi; Ascomycota; Saccharomycetes; Saccharomycetales; Saccharomycetaceae.